AUGUCGUUCCUAUUUGACGCUUGCCAAAAAGGAGAUGUUGAACAGGUUAAAUUUCUAAUCGAACGACAAUGCGAUAUCGAUCAAGUAACGGAAGAAGGUCGAACAGCACUUCACUAUUGCUGUGAACAUGAAACUAUUGAUUGUGCGAAAAUUUUAUUAGAAAAUGAAUCGAUUAAAAAUUCAAUUAUUAAUAGGCAAGAUAAUGAAGGCUUUUCAGCACUUCAUUUAGCUUGUUUGAAUGGAAACGCAGUUAUGGUCAAAUAUUUAUGUGAACAACAGGGCGAUGUGAAACUAGUUGAUUAUGAAUCACAUUCUAUUUUUCAUUGGGUUACAGUCUGUGGUCAUAUUGAUCUUUUCGAUAUUCUUGUUCAAUAUCAAGCACCGAUUCAUACAUGUGACAUUUAUGGAGCGUUUCCAAUUCAUUAUGCAUCACAAUUAUGUGGCAAUAAGGAGCCAGUUAAAAGAUUGGCUAUUUUGAACAAAAUAAUUGAUAACAAUGCAGAUGUCGAUUGUUUGGAUGAACAAAAACGAACGCCAUUUCUUUGGGCAGCAAGUGCAAAUGCGACUGAUGCUUUACGAACUCUAUACAAAGCUGGCGCCAAUCCGUUACAUGCUGAUAAAGAUUCUCUAACUGCACUUCAUUGUGCAGCAACUUGUGGACAUAUAUCAUGCAUUCGUAUGCUAGUCGAAUUAUAUGGAUGUCCACUAGAAAGCGAAGAUGUGAAUGGUUGUACAGCUUUAUUUUAUGCAAUUACACUUGAACAUUCGAAUGCUUGUCGAAUUUUACUAGAUUUAAAAGCUAAUCCGAAUCAUAAAGAUAAUCGUGGAAGAACGCCAAGUCACUGUGCUGCAUUAAAAGGAAAUAUUGAUUGUUUGAAAUUUCUCAUAGAAUACAAUGGUGAUAUUUGGGUAAAAAAUAAACGUGGUGAUUAUCCAAUACAUGAAGCUAUUAAUGCCGUGUCACUUAGUAAACUGCGCAAUCAGAACAAUGAUCAAUUACAAUUACAAAAAGGAUGUUCUGAUGUUGUUCGCUUUAUACUUCAAUUGUACCCGAAGAAAAUUAACAUACAAAAUGAUGAAAAUAGAAGUCCUCUGCAUUUAGCUGCUAGCUUAGGAGAUAUUAACAUGUGCAACGUAUUAAUUGAAUGUGGAGCAAGAGUUAAUUCAUUUAUUCAAACAUCAGCAGGUAAUUUUCUAACAGCGUAUGAUCUCGCUCGUAUUCGUCAUCAAAAUACUUGUGCUGAAUAUCUUCUGAGUAAUUACGGUGGUCAACGCGGCAAUUUACUAGCCAAUAUUUUCGCUCGACGCAUUCAAAAAUCGUUUCGACAGUAUAAAAUGAAAAAAUCUUCAAUUGAAAAUGAACAUCAGAAACAAUUGGUUGUGACAAAUCAAACAGAUACGAAUAGAAAUUCUUCUGCAUCCGAAGAAUUAUCUUCUCGUUCAAACAUUAGAAAAAUUUCAAUCAUAAAAUCAACCAAUCAUUUAUUAAAUCAAGCAAAUGUAUGUUUACAUAAUAAAAUGAUUGAAGAUCAUUUUAAAGAGUUGAAAAUAAAUAUACCGAAACUUGAAACAUAUGUGAGCAAUAGUUCGAAAGCAGAAAAACAUUCGGCUCGACAACGCCGCAGUUUAUUUGCCGAAUCAAAAGGAACAAUGACAUCCAUCAAUCGAAGUGAUGAUCAAGAAUCGACUCUACCGAAACGAAUAAUAAUUCAUGCUUCAAGUUCCAUAGCAACAUCAGUUAGACUCUAUGAACGACAUAAAUUAAUUGCUGAAGAAUUAUAUAAAUUUAAAAAAGCUCGAAUUCAUAAUACUUCUAUCGUUAUCAAUCGACAAUUAUAUAAAAUUUUAAUUGAAAAUGCGUUCGAUCCUCAUAGUCGAUGUGCCACUGAAAUCGAAGAAUAUCUUGAAAAAUUAUUAAAAGCUUACGAAACUGAAUUAGAAGCGAUACGAAAGCGUACUAAAAGCGUUCCUCCAAUACGUGUACAUAAUUGUUCACAAAGAAACAAUCCAGUUAAAUUAUCUAUGGAAGACACAGGAAUAGACAAUAACAUCGAUGAUAAAACAGUCGCUAGUAAAACUACUGAGCGACGUUCUACCAAAACGAAAUCAGCUCCAAAAGCGCUAACAGACGAAACGGAGAUACCAGUGAAAAGUACUGAAAAAAAACGAAAAGCACCCAAAACACCCACUAGUACCACAGAUACUAAUGAAUACGAGGAAAUCUAUGAAUCUAAAGCUCAAGAAACUCCCGAAAUCAAGAACAAAACUGAAGAAACUUCUAUUCAAGAUCAAGAAGUUUCAAUUAAAUCAAAGAAAAAACGAGCACCAAAAAUCGAAACAGCCAAUGAAACUAAUGAAUUAGUAUCAACUGACGAACCUAUGAAAAAGAAAAAAUCCAAAGCGCCAAAAGCUUCUACAAUUGAUGAUAAUGCUCCACAAGAGAUUAACACUCCAUCUCUAGACACACUAGAACCAUCUACUGAAAUUAAAUCUAAAGAGAAAAAAACUAAAAAAUCAAAAUUACCAUCGCAACCACCAGCACUAUCCGAUUCAUUUGAGAAUUUACAAGUUACCAAUCUCGAUGAUAUAUAUUCACCAUAUUCAGACACAAAUGAUGCUAUCCCUAUUCUUGAUAAUGAAAAUCUACCACCACCUGAGAAUACGGCCAGUGAAUACACACAAGAAAUCUUAAACUCCUACAAUGCUCUCGCAGCCAACGUUGACUUUUCUCGAUAUGUUGGCGAUGAUCAAUGGCACCUUAUGCAUUUACCAAAGUCAGCUCGUGUAGAAUCAAAAUCACUUAUGCGCAAAAUUUUACCCGGUGGUCAUAAUAAAGAUGAAAAGCAAGCGAAAAAAUCGGCGGCUCCAAAAGGUAGCAUAUUCAAUCGUAUUCGUGCCGGUGUAAGUACUCUUGUCGGUGAUGAAAAGAAUUUAAUUUUUGGUGAACAGUCAAAAUAUGAAAUGGUUGAAUAUGAGGAAGAAGACGAUGAGGUUGAUACUGAUGAUUUAAAUCGUUAUGCACAAAAACUACGUGAACUCGAAGAUCACGAUCGUGAAAUAAAUCCCGAAUUUUUAGUUAUUGGCAACGGAAAAGCAGUUUAUGGCGUACAUGAAGCCGAUACGGAUGGCAAAGUCAAAUUAGCCUCACGUAAACCGAUCUAUGACCGUUUUGCUGAUCAAACAGUAAAUGAGCAAACGGAAAAAAGACGACUUUUAUCUCGUUUAAAACUUCCGUUUGGUCGAAAUAGAGAUAAAGAUGGAAAAGAAAGUAAAUCAGCGAAUGGCACACCAAAUACGGAUAAAAAUCGAAAAGCCACCGACGAUGAUAGAACUGCAGUGACAAUAGAUGACAAUCCAUUGAUGAAUUCGAAAGCUACUCUAUUAUUAGGCGUAUAUGAGUCUUCGCUUCCAUAA
Molecule: messenger RNA, 3414 nt
Organism: Rotaria socialis
Lineage: Eukaryota; Metazoa; Rotifera; Eurotatoria; Philodinida; Philodinidae
Source: the annotation of a GenBank genome assembly